Messenger RNA from Ictalurus punctatus (channel catfish), 1212 nucleotides. RefSeq names its product even-skipped-like1 (gene eve1). Gene Ontology annotation, molecular function: DNA-binding transcription factor activity, RNA polymerase II-specific; RNA polymerase II cis-regulatory region sequence-specific DNA binding. Lineage: Eukaryota; Metazoa; Chordata; Actinopteri; Siluriformes; Ictaluridae. The coding region runs from base 241 to 972 and encodes 243 amino acids. The transcript is spliced from 3 exons. The record is from RefSeq and is a predicted model, not a curated record. Gene Ontology annotation, biological process: regulation of transcription by RNA polymerase II. Gene Ontology annotation, cellular component: nucleus.
GAGAACAGAUAAAGGGAGGGGUGGGCACACGCUACAAAAACAACUCAAUCGUUCACAUUUUAAAACAAACUUGGCUCGGGUCUACAAGGGUACCUUCCGUGAUGUAGAGACAUCCGAGAUGUAAUGACAAAAAACCACUUCGAAUCCACUUCGGAAGUAAACUCUCUGGAAUAAUAUCAGAAGUGCAUCUCAUCAGUUCUGUACAGAAGUCAAAGCUCAGACGGGAAUCGUUCGAGGACAAUGUUGGCAGAGGGCAGAGAGUCCCCAGUCUUUUCCGUUUCUCAUGCUGAUAGUUACAAUGGGGAGGAGGAAUCGUGCACGCGCAUGGCCCUGCUAAACGGCGUUGACCAGAGUCGGCGGCACAGGACAGCGUUCACGCGGGAGCAGCUCGCGCGCCUCGAACAGGAGUACUGCAAAGAGAGUUACGUGUCACGGGCCAGACGGUGCGAACUGGGGGCGGCCCUUAACCUGCCAGAGACCACCAUAAAGGUCUGGUUCCAAAACAGACGGAUGAAGGAUAAGCGACAGCGCCAUAGUCUGAGUUGGCCUCACCCAUUGGACCCAAAUCUGUGUGCCUUUAUGGUGAGCCAGGCAGUGACAGGGUUGCCAUACCCACUGCUGCCCCACAUUCCCCUGCAGUUGUACUCUCAUCUGGGUGUGGCAGGUAUGCCAUCUCUCUCCGGUCUGUCUAGUCCCUACAGUGCUGGCUGUCUGAGACCACUGAACACUGUACUAUUUCCACACUCACCCUACACUAGGAUUGGUGGGCUUCAUUCUCCAGUCCUCUACCCUCCACUUCCCACAGUGCAACAUCCUAAAACCUGUCCUUGCCCCUACUGCCUCCACUGGUCUCGACCAGACCAAGUACACAAAGCUAGAGGUGGAGCUGAUCUUGGGUUGAGUCUAGCCAGUAGCUCAGAACCCUCAGUUGCACUAUUAGAUUGCAGAGAAGAAAUACAUUUGCCCCAGUGAAUACAGUGCAUUAUUUAACAUUAAACUUUACGUGUUACUCAUAUUCCUGAGUAGUCGUGUAUUAGUUUAAGGUUAGAACUAAAUUCUACAAGAAGGCUGAUUUUCAGGAGGAAAGAUGAUUACUCAUCUAUCUCAAAAAAGCAGACUGCAACAGCACAGUAAAUAAAUGUCAAUGAAAGAACAACAACUUACCAAUGAUGCACAAAUGUAAUACUGUAUUUUUUGUAUGUUUUAAUAACA